AUGAAGUCGAAAAUGCCGUCUCGCAACCGCUCGCCACAACAGACUGCCGCUCCAGCCGCUGGAGCCGCCCAGGAUAAACCAGUUCCUGUCAAAGAACUGGAUACUACAAUUCACGACUUUCAAUCUAUCCUGAUUGAUGAUGAUCGCAAAACUCUACAACAGCUGGAAAACUCACCUCACGACGUACAAUCGAUCAUCGCAUUCACAACCGAGCUAGAGGAGAUCGAUACAAGCCGCCGAGGGAGGCGAAUUGCUACCAGACUUGUCCCAUUCUUGCAGACAAUCGGACAAUUAAUACCAGCUGUCGAUACAUCUAUGAAACCCAGGUCUAAGAUUUCUGCACUCAUCUGGGGGUCUGUUAAGUUAACAUUCAUGCUUCUCGCGAAAUUUUCAUCCUACUUCAAGUCUCUUGUAGAACUCCUUCAUGGCUUUAGUCCACUGUGUGAGAUAUCUGCUGAGUAUCCAGUCAUUCUAAACAACUCUUCUCAUCUGCAAGGCCCAAUCUGUCAACUUUAUACAAGUAUCAUCACUUGUUUUAAGGUAGUUCUUACGGUUAUCGGCCGAUCUUCUACAUCGCAGGAUUGGACGGCGAUGGCAGAUUCAUUCCGCAACGAACUUCAAAGCUAUGGGGAAGUUAUCAAGGCCAAUGCUACAAUCGUGCAAACCAAAAUUGAACACGCCAAGGCCCACCUCGGAAGCCCAAACCAGGAAAAAGGGGUAAUGCCAAUGUCUUCCAGGCCUACUACCUCAAUGCGUCUCUUCCAAAGUCAAAAGCGGAAGGACAUAGCAGGACAUCGACGACGUUGCCUCCUUCAAAAGCUUACAUCUUUUAAAUACACAUCCACAUUCAACAGCCAGCGAAAUAAACGCCAUAUCGGCACAGCUGAAUGGGUUUUCCAGACAGAUGAGUAUCAAGAAUGGGUCACGGGUAAAGCGCAUCCCGUUCUUCUCAUAACUGGGAAGGCAGGCUCUGGAAAGACUGUAUUAGCAACAUCUGUCGUCGAGAAACUGUGUCAAGUCCCUCUGCCCAAGCGAUUUACUUCGUUUGCUUUCCUUCACUUCGACAAUCCGGAGAGCCUGAAGGCUUGGACUGUCAUUCGAUCAUGUCUCCAGCAGGUGUUAUCUACUCUCAACUUUGAUCAACUCGACUCUAAGUCAAUCUCCAAUAUCGACGAACUCCUGGCACAAACCAAAUCGCACAUGCCUCCCAAGGCAGCUCUAAAAGCACUCUAUGUGAUGAUGCCAUUACUCAUAAAUGAGUGGUUCAUUGUGCUCGAUGGGUUGGACGAGUGUGAUUCCUCCCAACAAGCAGUCAUCUUGCAGUUCUUCUUAGACGUUUAUAACUCGUCUCCUAACUCCCCGCCAAUGAGGAUUUUGGUGUCUUCGAGAGAUACAUCCACCGAGGUCCUUGACUGCACCUUCCCUGCCUGUCUCCGAGCAAUUACGGGGUCGUCUCACACAAGCGCGGACAUCUGCACGUAUGCUGGAGACAUCAUCAAUGAGAAGCUCUCAGACGAGGAACUGGUACUAGACAACCCAGACAUAGUGAAUGAGAUUCUCGCAACUAUUGUGUCGAAAGAACAGGGAAUGUUCUUAUGGGCAUUCCUCUCUAUUCAAGACAUCUGCUCCAGAACGUCUGAUAAUCACAUUCGACAAGCACUCCAGGAGAUACCGACUCAUUUGACAGAGACAUUCGACCGUGCGCUUGGCCGGAUCAUGAAGAAGGGAAACCAGAACAUCGCAAAGAAAACAGGCGGACAGCGCACUUUCUGCCAAGAUGAUUUGAUCAGUGACAUUGGUUGUCUCCCCGUUUGGUGUGAGGGCUUUGUUGAGGUGGACGAAGCCGACAACACUGUGCGUUUCAGUCAUCGAACCAUUCGUGAGUUCCUCCUGGCGGCCAGUUCUGGAGAAUUCAGUGGCCUGCAUAUCCAGGCGUCGAAGUGCCACCAACUUGCGGGUGAGACUUGCAUCACGUAUGUCAGCCUUGACAACUUUCAAACGUAUUCGGGAGGUGGGAAAUCUCCCAAUGUAAGCCCCUUCGCUAUCGUUUCAAACAACGGUGAACCAUCCACACAGACUUGUCAGACUCCAGUGAAAGAUGGUCUGAAUUCUCGCUGGAGCCGUCUACUAGUUCCUGGGCCGAAACAGUCAGAGACCGUAUCACCAACCACUACCACGGCGCCUUACCUAUCAAACCGACAGCCCACCCUACGCGAUGCGGCUAUUCGGUCUCCUUUUUAUGAAUAUGCAAAUACGAAUUGGUUCAAACACAAAAUCCAGUUCGAUAGAGCGGGCAAUGAGGUCACAUGGAAACUCCUGGGAAAUCUUCUCCGUGCCAACAUCACUUACUCUGACAACGUUCCCUGGCGAGAUCAAGAGUGGAAAAAUAAACUCAGGGAUUGCUAUUUCAACAAAUUUCCUUUCCCUCCAGCCUUACUUCAGCUUUUGCACGACUAUGAACCUUGGUUUAUUUAUCUCUACGCCCACCAUUCUGGCAACUCGGGGCUCUCCUGUCGUGCCUUCAUGUUGGUUUCCGAAGACACUUUGAAGGAUAGACGGUUUCGAGAGCUUCUGCACACACUAGCAGCCUGGAAAAACCACAAGGCUUGCGCCAAUCGAUGCCUUUCCUCAGUAUUGCCUCAACUGGACCACUCAUUGCUUAUGGAAAAGGUUGCACAAUUAAUUGCGCGGGGAAUGUCAUAUUUUCCCGCCUUUAUAGACUUCGCCGAGAAGAAGGAGUGUGGAUGCGCAAAUCAGCCCAAGUAUACACUACAAGAGGAUAUUUGUAAUGUUCUUUCCGAAGGAUAUUGCCCAGAAGACCAUCCGUACUUGCAGGCUCUUGCAGCAUUGGCUGAGAACGUUAGAUACAAGAAUACGACUAUCACAGCGGUGUCUUGGGGCGAAGCAUAUCGGAUCAGUAUGAGAGAGCUAUUUGAGGCUAGGACCAGGUGCUCAAGAUCAAUAUUCGACAUUCUCGUUGAGGUUGCCCUGCGGUAUCCUCCUGGAAGUUUCAGAGACCUCAGCAAGCAUAUGCCAAAGUUCUUCGAGAAUUAUCGAUCUAAAAUUGGGGGAGCAUACUCCUGGGAGGCUCGAACCCAGCUCACCAUCUCUCUACUUCAGAAUCUAGGAAUGUCACUUGAGAUGAGAGACGUAGGUCAAAAGGCCAACAAGGAAGACCUGAGGAAACUUAAGGACUGCAUCCAUCAACUCUCAAACUGGGGCGGGAUAGUUCCUCUACACAAGACAACUAUUCAAAGAACGUUUCUCUACCUUAUAAUUCCUGUUAUGAGGACAAGGCAAGACUUUGCGCCCCUCGUGGAACUCUUCUUUGGAAGAUCUGUCCCACCAGGUCUUGAGUAUGUCCACGAGGAACUCUUCAGACAAUCAGUCUGGCACAACAACUGGGACCUUGCAGCAUGCCUUCUACGCCUCCAGAAGACACCGGUGGACGCCUUGGACCACAGCGGCAUGUUCAGCUACGUUCGCAAAGCACUGCGUUGCGAAGCCUGUUAUUCAGAAUUUUCACAAGGGACAAAGAUUUUCACAGUCAACGGUGUACCUCAUAACCCAUUCUACUUAUGUUCUGAGCAUUGGUCAAUCAUUUGCGAAAGGAUGAAUGGUGGAAACUUGAACGCAGAAACGCAUAGUAUCAAGUGUUUAGGGUCUCCUACCGCAUCGCUUCCCACACAAGCGGAGGACUUGUUUCUAAGGAGGAAUCUUUAUCGUUAG
This is a messenger RNA of Fusarium coffeatum, 3729 nucleotides long. RefSeq lists its product as uncharacterized. Bases 1 to 3729 code for a protein of 1242 amino acids. NCBI's taxonomy places the organism in Eukaryota, Fungi, Ascomycota, Sordariomycetes, Hypocreales, Nectriaceae. The transcript has 5 exons. The record is from RefSeq and is a predicted model, not a curated record.